Cajanus cajan (pigeon pea) is the source of this 2947-nucleotide messenger RNA. It is a transcript of the gene ATMAP65-6, whose product is annotated as Microtubule associated protein (MAP65/ASE1) family protein. Gene Ontology annotation, molecular function: microtubule binding. Gene Ontology annotation, biological process: microtubule cytoskeleton organization. Gene Ontology annotation, cellular component: cytoplasm; spindle. The record is from RefSeq and is a predicted model, not a curated record. NCBI's taxonomy places the organism in Eukaryota, Viridiplantae, Streptophyta, Magnoliopsida, Fabales, Fabaceae.
GUGUGUAACUGUUUAUGCAUACAGAUACAGAAUAGAAUACAGAUCCAUUCCAAGUUUCCAAUACUUGCUUCUUUACCUGCUCUUGUUGUUCUUGCUACAUUUAGGCGCAUUUUAGCAUCUAACCACCAAACCCUAAAAAAGCAUUAUCCUCCUUCUUUGCUGUGCUUAACCCUUUUUUUUUUCUUUUCUUUUCUCUUCAUUUAUUUUCCCCUCUUCAACAAUAAUAAUCAUGGCAAUCAUUUUCUCCCUCUGAAAACUUUCCCUUGCUCCAAACACAUCCUCUUUACAGAUCCUCUUAUUUCUCUUUUCACAUUUUUCUUUUCUUAUUUCUUUGUUUCUUUGUUGCUGCCAAAACAAUUUGUUGAAGAGAGAGAGAGAGAGAGAGGCAAGCAAAGGUUUCAGCUUUAGAUCUGGGGGAGCUAAGGUUGUUUGAAGCAAUGGAGACACCCCAUGUCUCUUGGUCUUUGUCUUUGACAUGAAAUGAAAGUUUCUUGCUUUCUUCUUUGACCCUUCUUCUUCUUCCUCCUCUUCUUCUUCUUCUUCCAUCUUAGUCUUUCUACUACUACUUACUUGGUAACUUUCUAAAUUAGCACUAACUUGUGAAAAAGUGAAAGAGGGUCUCAGAUUUUGGGAACAAUGCUGGCCAUUGGGGGACAUGGCACCAGUAUCCGCACAAGCACUACUUGCACUGCUUUGCUCAGAGAACUUGAGCAAAUAUGGAACGAUAUUGGGGAGAGUGAGGUGGAUAAAGAUCGUAUGUUGAUGGAACUGGAGAGGGAAUGCUUAGAAGUUUACAGGAGAAAGGUUGAUGAGGCUGCUAACACCAAAGCACGCUUUCAUCAAACAGUUGCUGCCAAGGAAGCAGAGCUUGCAACACUAACAGCUGCCCUAGGCGAACACGAUAUUCAUUCACCGAUUAAGAUAGAGAAGAGAUCUGCAUCCCUGAAGGAGAAACUUUCAUCCAUUACACCUUUGGUUGAAGAAUUGAAGAAGAAAAAAGAGGAAAGGUUGAAACAAUUUGCAGAUGUAAAGACUCAAAUAGAAAAGAUAAGUGGGGAGAUUUUUGGAUUCCAUUCUGUCAAUAAUGGUUUGAGCAGCACAACAAUUGAGGAUGAACAGGAUUUGUCACUUAGAAGACUCAAUGAAUAUCAAACACAUCUCCGUUCUCUUCAAAAGGAAAAGUCUGACCGCCUUCAAAAGGUCUUGCAAUGCGUGAACGAGGUGCAUUCUCUCUGUAGUGUGCUUGGGUUGGAUUUUGGCCAGACUGUGGGUGAUGUACAUCCAAGUUUGCAUGGGACUCAGGUGGAACAAUCGACUAAUAUUAGCAAUAGCACACUGGAAGGUCUAGAGCAGACCAUUCUCAAGUUAAAAAUAGAAAGGAAAGCUAGAAUCCAGAAGCUGAAGGAUGUUGUAGCUAAACUAUUUGAACUUUGGAAUUUGAUGGAUUCAUCAAAAGAAGAGAGAAACUGUUUUAUGAGGAUUACUUCAAUUGUUGGAACCUCGGAAUCAGAAAUCACUGAACGAGGUGUUCUUUCAACAGAGAUGAUAGAAAAGGCUUCAGCAGAAGUGGAAAGGCUUGCCAAACUAAAAGCAAGCAGAAUGAAAGAACUUGUUUUUAAGAAGAGGUCCGAGUUAGAGGAAAUAUGUAGAUCGACUCACAUUGAACCAGAUACAAGUACUGCGGCCGAGAAAGCUAGUGCAUUAAUAGAUUCUGGCCUGGUUGAUCCUUCUGAACUAUUGGCUAACAUUGAAGCUCAGAUAAUCAAGGCAAAAAAUGAAGCUUUGAGCAGAAAAGAAGUAACAGACAGGAUUGAUAAGUGGCUUUCUGCAUGUGAAGAGGAAAAUUGGCUUGAUGAAUAUAAUCAAGAUGACAACCGGUACAGUGCUGGGCGAGGUGCUCACAUUAAUCUUAAGCGUGCAGAACGUGCUAGAAUAACUGUAGGAAAAAUUCCAGCUAUGGUUGACAAUCUUAUUAACAAAACACUAGCCUGGGAGGAUGAGAAGAAGACUCAUUUUCUAUAUGAUGGGGUACGUUUGGUGUCUAUAUUAGACGAUUAUAAACUGGCCAGACUACAGAAAGAAGAAGAUAAGAGACGACACAGGGACCAAAAGAAGCUGCAAGAUUUACUCUUGAAUCAGAAGGAAGCCAUGUAUGGUUCUAAACCCAGUCCAAGAAAAAAUAACAGCUUUAGAAAGCCAAAUGGGUAUCGCGCGAAUGGCAAUGGAUCUAUGCCACCUACACCUCGCCGUAACUCCCUAAGUGGUGGGACAACAUCUGAACUACUGACACCACGGUCCUACUCUGGCCGCCAGAAUGGAUAUUUCAAGGAAAUGAGAAGAUUGUCUACAGCACCUCUGAACUUUGUGGCUAUAUCUAAGGAAGAUACUAUGUCAUAUGCUUCCCUUUGUGGUUCAGAGCCUGAUUCUCCACCCCAACUUUAAAUGAUAAAAAAAAUGGAAUAGGCUAAAAAAGAUUUUCUUGGGCAGUGCCCGUAAACAUGAUUGAAGCCAGCACAAACCUUGUGAAUACGAGAUGGAUUGUACACUAGUAUUUGCUUGUAAUAAGCCGAGAUAUACGUGGACAGUGAUAGCUGACAUGAGGAUACGAAUUAGGGUGUUUAUGCUUUGAAGAACAUUAGCUUUGGGAAGAGUGUUGAUACUUGGUAGGGACAGUGCAGGACUCCUUUGUAGAGGGUAAACAGUGGAAAUCAUAGUGUUUGACCACCAUGUAUGUUGUGUGUUUUGUUUGUGUUUUACUUGUGUAUAUAUGUUUUAAGUGUGAUGUUCAUCAUAUUUCAUGUAGUAGUAACUAAGAUUAUUAUUUUGAUUCAUAACUGUAGGAGCGUCCAUGCUAUAUACCUCAUGCCCUUUUAUGUUUGUUGUAUGUGAUAAUCCAAGUUCAGAUGUUAUUUUUCUGGUCAAUGCAAGCUUUACUUAUUUGCACCAA